AUGGACUGCGAUUGCCUCUGUAUCGGCCCUACUGGUUCUGGUAAGACACUUCUGUUGAGGAAUCUGGUCUGCCCUGCUUCUGUAGACUUCACGACCAGCUCUGCCCCGACGAUGGGGACUUCGAUGAAGACAAUUAAAUUGAAAGAACAGAAGUCCGUGACCAUCUGCGAACUCGGUGGUAAUGUCGCGCCUCUGUGGCACAACUACUACAGUGGCAUCAAUAAGAUAAUGUUUGUGGUGGAUGCUAGCAACCUCUGUCAGAUAUCAGCCGCUGGAGUUCUGCUUUAUUCUGUCCUGGCCGAGCCGGCUUUGAGAAGUGCCAAGAUACUUUUGGUUCUUUCGAAGAUGGAUGCCUCUUACAGGCAGAUGCGAAAUGAGGCCUUGCUGAUGUUGCAGAUCAAAAGGCUUCAAGUUGAAGUUCCUCAAGAGAUUACAAUUAUUCAAGCUAGUUCGUAUUCGUCGGAAGGUUUAGACGAAAUCAAAAAAUGGCUAGAAUCAUAAGUAAUUUGUUACCUGGCUUCAUUACAUCUUUAACUUCAGACACAGUCCGGUAUCUUGGCUUUAUCUUAGACCGAAGACUAACGUGGAACCCACAUACUAGACUUAAAAGACAAGAACUUAACCGACGAUACGGCCAU
Nezara viridula (southern green stink bug) is the source of this 638-nucleotide messenger RNA. NCBI's taxonomy places the organism in Eukaryota, Metazoa, Arthropoda, Insecta, Hemiptera, Pentatomidae. The record is from the annotation of a GenBank genome assembly.